AUGCAAGGUACCUUUUUAUUUCCUCCGCAGAACUCGUGUGUAGUGGUGCAUUAGCAAAUUAAAGUGCGGCCAAAAUAAAGUGCUAAAUAAAAGUGCUGUGUAAAUAAAAAAAGUGCUACGUAAAUAAAUAAAAAAAGCCAAAAUGUCUGUAGUAAAAACUAGUGAUAAGAAAAGUACGGAUUUAGACGAUGUGCUGAAAAAGUUCAAAAUAUGUAGUCGGUACUACAUAGAGUGUAUGGUGCUGAUUUUUUUAGCGUACAUGAGCAAUAGUAUGUAUAGCUCCAAUUUUGUAUUUGUUGCAGAGGAAGUUGGAUAUAGAUGCAAAGAUGAGAGAUUUGAAAACAACUCGUGCGCAGCGCUACGCAAUUCAAGUGAAGUAUGCACAGAGUGGGUGUACGACAAUCCAUACAGCUUUGUAGCAGAAUUCCAGCUGGCCUGCCAAGAAUGGAAGAGGACCCUGGUGGGGACGGUUCACAGUUUUGGGUACAUGAUCGGACUGCUCCUCGUGGGACCUUUAUCUGACAGGUUGGGAAGAAAAAUGGUGAUAGUGAUGACAGGCGUGCUAGGUGGUGUCUUGGGGGUGGCCAGGAGUUUCACCAGCUACUACUGGGUGUACAUCCUGCUGGAGUUCCUCGAGGCUGCUGUAGGCGACUCCUGCUCGCCAAUGUUCAUGUUAACCAUCGAGAUGGUGCCAAGCGACAAGCGUUUGCUGUUCCAAAUGUUAUGCAGCUACGGCUAUACAUUAGGAUCGCUCACGCUGCCACUCAUGGCCUGGCUGGUUCCUUACUGGAGGAACCUACUACGAGUCAUCUUUACUCCAGCAGUGUUCUUCCUCUUCUACAUCUUCCUUCUCGACGAAAGCCCCAGAUGGCUUCUCAGCAAAGGAAAGAAAGACGAAGCUAUAGCUAUCCUAGAAAAGGCAGCCAAGAAAAACAAAGUAAAACUCGACAGGAAUGCCCUUGACAACCUUUCGUAUGAAGAAAACAAAGGAGUAAACUUCAUACAAUUGUUAAAGGAUACGUUUACUUCGCCAGCGUUAUUGAAGAGGUUCUUCAUAUGCCUCAGUUGGUGGACAACAUCGACUUUUGUCAACUACGGGAUGACGAUAAACUCCGUGUCUCUCCAAGGAAACAAAUACAUCAACUUCGCACUCAUAACUGUUGUAGAUAUUCCCGGAAAUUUAAUAAUCACAUAUCUUCUGAUUCGUUUCAAAAGAAAGGUUCCUUUGAUCUUCAGCUUUGUUUUUGCAGCUAUAUUGUGCUUGAGUCAGCCUUUUGUGCCUUCAAAUCUCCCAUGGCUUUCAAUCCUACUCUUCAUGAUAGGAAAAUUGAUGUCAUCGUCGUACUUCGCUAUAACAUACAUAUUCACUUCAGAACUGUUCCCUACGUACACGAGGAACUCUAUGCACGCGCUAUGUUCGUCUUUGGGGCGGGUCGGAUCCAUCAUAGCACCGCAAACUCCAUUACUGAUGGCAUAUUGGCACGGGCUCCCGUCUCUGGUGUUCGGGCUGGCAUCCCUGCUGGCGGGGAUGGCGACACUAUUCGCCCCCGACACAGCCGAUGACGCACUCCCCGACAACGUCACACAGGCUGAGGCACUGGGGAAACACAAUUCAUGCAAGAAAGAAAUAUCCUCCCCUACACUAAGCAAGAGAAAAGAGCAUGUCAUUACGAACGAAAAGAAUAAUUCACGGUUAUGAAUAAAUAAUAAGACAUUUUUAA
Molecule: messenger RNA, 1721 nt
Organism: Pectinophora gossypiella (pink bollworm)
Lineage: Eukaryota; Metazoa; Arthropoda; Insecta; Lepidoptera; Gelechiidae
Product: solute carrier family 22 member 3-like
Exons: 7
Coding region: 143-1699 (518 amino acids)
Biological process (GO): transmembrane transport
Cellular component (GO): membrane
Molecular function (GO): transmembrane transporter activity
Source: RefSeq, a predicted model, not a curated record